Mya arenaria is the source of this 1640-nucleotide messenger RNA. Its product is annotated as deacetylase Oant_2987-like. The coding region runs from base 224 to 1480 and encodes 418 amino acids. Gene Ontology annotation, molecular function: deacetylase activity; hydrolase activity, acting on carbon-nitrogen (but not peptide) bonds. The transcript has 6 exons. The record is from RefSeq and is a predicted model, not a curated record. Lineage: Eukaryota; Metazoa; Mollusca; Bivalvia; Myida; Myidae.
ACACUAGCUCUUGAAACAUGUGGUGUUAUGACAUGGAAAUAGCCAUCUCCAAGUGCAAGUAUUGUGAAUAGUAUAUUAUGCCUAUCUUAUCAGUAUAAUACUGUGGAGCAUAUCGUGGCUAAAUGUGAACCUUAUUUUAACUAUUAAGCAUUGUGAAUGUCGACCAUACCUGUUAUAUUUUAUCUUUAACUUGCUAAGUUGACAGUGUGACCUUGAACGAAUCAUGCAAGUCGACACGCUUAUUGUACACGGGAGAGUUAUUGAUCCUCUUAAUGACGUAGACAAAACAUUAGAUGUGGCAAUAAAGGAUGGAAAAGUGUUUAAGGUUGGGGAAAACCUAAACGUGGCGGCAACGGAAACAUUUGAUGCUACGGGUUGUCUUGUGACUCCUGGCCUGAUUGACGCGCACGUGCAUUGCUAUGAAUAUGCCACGCCUAUCAGUUUGAACGCGGACAAGCGAUGUUUGUCCCGAGGGGUGACGACGGUCAUAGAUGCGGGUAGCUCGGGCGCGUCGACGUUUAUGGGACUACGUAAGUACGUGAUGGAGCGGUCAAAGACACGCGUCAAGUGCCUACUGCACAUCGCGAUGCAUGGGUUGGCGUCCGCGGGCCUCUCUGCGGGAGCGGGUGGUGGAGAAUCCGACACCCUUGCCAUUUUGGACGAAGACUCCUGCGUGAAAUGUAUCCAGGACAAUCGUGACGUCAUUGUUGGCGUCAAAGUAAGACUGUCCACAGACGUCUGUGCCAUGGGGAAGACAGAAUAUGAGGCAUAUCGUCGAGCAUUGAAUGCAGCAGAGCGAUGUUCGGUGCCACUUAUGACGCAUCAUUCCAUGUCCACUAUACCAACACAGAGGGCUCUAGAUCCUUCAGCGAAACUGUGUUGCCCUGGAGAUCUGAGGCCAGGGGAUAUAUACACGCAUACAUACGUUGGUUAUCCAAGCACAAUCGUUGACGCGGAAACACGUGACGUAUACAGUGACGUUAUGGAUGCAAAAUCACGUGGUGUUCUAUUUGACGUAGGCCAUGGCGCUGGCGGCUUUAACUGGACCGUUGCGGAAAUCGCUUGCAAACAAAACCUCUACCCAGACCUACUAGGAACAGAUCUGCAUGUGUUUAGCCAAGAUGGUCCUGCAUACGAUCUACCUUCUGUAAUGACAAAGUUUCUGCAUAUUGGAAUGCCGCUUUAUGACGUCGUUAAGUCUGUGACGUCUGCUCCGGCUUUAGCAUAUGGAAUCACUGGCGAAACAGGAUCGCUUACUACUGGCAUCGCUGGUGACGUAACCAUUUUGAAAAUAGAUGAUUGCGACUUCAUGCUGGAAGACUCUGUUGGUCAGUUACGAAAUAUACGUCGGAUAAUUCGACACUUGGCAGUUUGGAGAGAAGGGGAGAGAAUUCCUGUCACUUUUCCCAAACACUUACCCUCUGAAGAGUCACAACAACGAUCUUUAAAGAAUCUUAAAGACCAAGAAGUUAAAGACUAGCAAGUAUAUGCCAUACGCCCAUUGAAGUAUUAGUUAAUGGAUACGGACUACCUAAGAGUUACCAUUCCCGUAUGGUGUAGCAGCCAGUGCUUUCAUUAUAGAACCAUGUAACCACUUUUAGAAAUAGAUUACGAUAAACUAGUAUGAAAUAAAGGUUCAC